GAGCUGGCACUGGACCCCUGGUAUAAAGGGCCUGGGUCCAGAGCCAGGCUGGGCACUGUCAGCAGCUCCCAGCGGCAGCCACAGGACCCCAGGCACCCCCACCUCAGCCGACAGUGAUCCAGCAACCAUGUCCAUCCAGAAGAUCCUUGCCCGUGAGAUCCUCGACUCUCGGGGGAAUCCUACGGUGGAGGUCGAUUUGCACACUGGCAAAGGCCGCUUCCGGGCAGCCGUGCCCAGUGGCGCCUCCACCGGCAUCUAUGAGGCCCUGGAACUCCGGGAUGGAGACAAGGCCCGCUACCUGGGCAAAGGGGUGUUGAAAGCCGUGGAGCACAUCAACAAGACCAUCGCCCCAGCCCUGAUUGAGAAGAAAAUCAGUGUCGUUGAGCAGGAGAAGAUUGACAAAAUCAUGAUUGACUUGGACGGGACAGAGAACAAGUCCAAGUUUGGGGCCAAUGCCAUCCUGGGGGUCUCCCUGGCUGUUUGUAAGGCUGGUGCGGCCGAGAAGGGGGUCCCCCUCUAUCGCCACAUUGCUGACCUGGCCGGGAAUAAGGAGCUCAUCCUGCCUGUCCCUGCCUUCAACGUGAUCAAUGGGGGCUCCCACGCUGGGAAUAAGCUGGCAAUGCAGGAGUUCAUGAUCUUGCCCGUGGGGGCCACCAACUUCAAGGAGGCCAUGCGGAUUGGGGCCGAGGUCUACCACAACCUGAAAGCUGUCAUCAACAGCAAGUACGGGAAGGACGCCACCAACGUGGGAGACGAGGGCGGCUUUGCUCCCAACAUCCUGGAGAACAACGAAGCCCUGGAGCUACUGAAGACCGCCAUUGCGAAGGCUGGCUACCCAGACAAGGUGGUCAUUGGCAUGGAUGUGGCAGCCUCUGAGUUCUUCCGGAAGGGCAAAUAUGACCUGGACUUCAAGUCCCCCGACGACCCAAACCGCUACAUCUCUGGGGAGAAGCUGGGGGAGCUUUACCAGAGCUUCAUCAAGAACUAUCCUGUUGUUUCCAUUGAGGACCCCUUUGACCAGGACGACUGGGAAACAUGGAAGAAGUUCCUGACCCAGGUGCAGAUUCAGAUUGUGGGAGACGACCUGACAGUCACCAACCCCAAGCGCAUCCAGAAGGCCGUGGAGCAGAAGGCCUGCAACUGCCUCCUCCUCAAGGUCAACCAGAUUGGCUCUGUCACAGAGUCCAUCCAGGCCUGCAAACUGGCCCAGAGCAACGGCUGGGGGGUCAUGGUGAGCCACCGCUCCGGGGAGACAGAGGACACCUUCAUCGCUGACCUGGUGGUGGGGCUCUGCACAGGACAGAUCAAAACCGGAGCCCCUUGCCGGUCGGAGCGUCUGGCCAAGUACAACCAGCUGAUGAGGAUUGAGGAAGAGCUGGGGAAUAACGCCCAAUUCGCUGGGCGCAAAUUCCGGAACCCUCUGGCCAAGUAAGACCCAGGCUCCGGCCUCCAAAGGAAGGAGGAGAUACUGAUCACCCAACCUUCUUCCUGCCUUGCACCCCCAAGAACAGCUCUGGGGGCCAUCCGAAUCUCACCCUCGCUCAGGCUGUUAUGGAAACAUACUCACUGCACACCUGUGGAGCCUCUCCAAAUGCCAUCUAGGGGGGCUGAAUAAAAAGGCAGCUGCACCAGAA
This is a messenger RNA of Sceloporus undulatus (fence lizard), 1634 nucleotides long. RefSeq names its product enolase 3 (gene ENO3). Bases 128 to 1432 code for a protein of 434 amino acids. Gene Ontology annotation, cellular component: phosphopyruvate hydratase complex. Gene Ontology annotation, molecular function: phosphopyruvate hydratase activity; magnesium ion binding. Gene Ontology annotation, biological process: glycolytic process. NCBI's taxonomy places the organism in Eukaryota, Metazoa, Chordata, Lepidosauria, Squamata, Phrynosomatidae. The record is from RefSeq and is a predicted model, not a curated record. The transcript is spliced from 12 exons.